AUGUCUGAUGAAUUCGACUCAGAUGUCGAUGAAAAUGAACAAUUCAAACAAAGGGAAGUUAGAGAAGCAGUAUCUUUCUUAAUCGAAAUCACCCCCGAUAUUUUGUCCCCUCAAAAUGAUCUUAAUCAAACAUCACAAUUGUAUGAAAUACUAAACAGUAUCAAUGACUUGAUGCAAGAUUUGAUCAUAACUUCACGCAGCACCGGUAUUGGGAUCUACUUCUACAACUGUGCAACAACACCCCCAUUGAAAUCGAUGAAAUCCCCACCGGGAUUCAAUCGACUAUUCCACUUAAAUGUGCUUAAUUUAACCAAUAUGAAAACACUCAAUGACCUAAUUCAAAAUGUUGAUCAAUGUCCGUUAGAGUCCAUUUUCCAAUACGAACCAAUGAAACAAGAUGUGGAGCUUUGUACUGUGCUAAGCAAAAUGAUUGAUGAGUUUAUGAACAAAAGAGAAUUUAAUAAACAACGAAUGAUUUGGAUCACAAGUAAUGAUCAUCCUUUUGAGCAGGAUUCUACUUAUGAAAUGUUAUUUCGAACUAUAAAUGAUGUUUAUGCAUAUGGGUUUUAUAUUGAACCGAUUUUCCUUGAACCAAAAAGUCAUGCUUUUGAUCAUAGUCAGUAUAAGUUGAUAUUUAUGAAUUCAAACUUUAUGAAACCAUCACAACAAACACAACAAUUGCAAAAAUCACAGCAGAAUACACUAGAGACACAAGUGGACGCAAAGCAGCUGGGUGGAUUUAGCAAAGAUAGUCCAAUUCUCCAGAAGCUGGUUCUAUCUAGUCAAAUUCGGCAAAGUAUCUUGGACAUCAAGUACGUUCGACGCGUUCAAUUCACUUGUAAUUUGAUCCUAAGCGACAAUGGCAACUUGGGUGGAUCAGUGGGGUGUACUGUCAAGGGAUACAGUUUAUAUUCACAUGAAAAAAUCAAGAAGCGGGAAUUAUUACUUUAUACACGAGGUGAAUUGCUUAAACGAGUAUACACUGAAUCAAAUUAUAUCAGGGAAAAAGAUGGGUCUAAAAUCGACGUCAAGAGUGCUCAUAAUAGUGGUGGGCUAUCGUUAGCAGAACGAAAGGAACAGGCUGGUAUUAAAAAGGGAAUUGAGUUGGGUGGUGGAGCUGAUGUAUUAUUGUUAAAUCAAGAACAAAUGAAGUUUUUACGCGAUUAUACAUUUGAUCAUCGAGUUGAGGAGGAACAAGAUGAUGAUGGGGAAGAAAAAGAAGGUGUAGAUGCAGACGAGGAUUCCGAAGCCAGACCAGUACCAUUUUCUCCACCUCCAUAUUUGAAACUAAUUGGAUUCCGUGAUCUAUCCCAUUUCAAUUAUGCCUAUUCCUGCAGCGCACCAAUUUUCAUAACUGCCGAUACUUUUAAUGGAUUAGGUGGCAGUUCUUAUACUUUGAAUGGAGGUUUUACCAAUUCACAAUCAACCUUUGCAUCAUUAUAUCGUACUUGUAUCAAGUUGCAACAAUAUGCCAUGGUAUUGGGGUGUCCUAGAUCAAAUUCUAAACCACACUUGUAUGCCAUGUAUCCUACUCGAACCCAGGGGUCAACUAAAGUGGGUAGAGGAGCGGAAGGUCGUACUAAGGGCUCUGCUUCUGCUGCUUCUUCUGCUGCUGCCACCUGUGGCGAUUUCCCUCAAGGAUUUCUAUUAAUCAAAAUGCCAUGGCUAGAAGAUAUGCGAUCAUUGCCAGCAACCUACAUCAAAGAGAUAAACAGUGGUGGUGAUGAUGGAGAAACUAAAGUGAAGCUGGAAUAUACAUAUGAACAUCAAAGUGGAUCGCCAUAUGAUAAACAUAUAGUACAACAAAUGAAGCAUCUAAUUCAGCAACAAAAGAUCCAACAGUACAACCCUCGAGACUAUCCCAACCCUUCAUUAAAUCAUUUUUAUAACGUCAUUAAGCAUGAAUUGUUACAAAUGGAAUAUGAAAAGUGA
This is a messenger RNA of Lodderomyces orthopsilosis Co 90-125, 1932 nucleotides long. RefSeq names its product ATP-dependent DNA helicase (gene CAS1). The record is from RefSeq and is a predicted model, not a curated record. Gene Ontology annotation, molecular function: damaged DNA binding; double-stranded DNA binding; telomeric repeat DNA binding. Gene Ontology annotation, cellular component: nucleus; Ku70:Ku80 complex. Lineage: Eukaryota; Fungi; Ascomycota; Pichiomycetes; Serinales; Debaryomycetaceae. The transcript has a single exon. Gene Ontology annotation, biological process: telomere maintenance; cellular response to X-ray; double-strand break repair via nonhomologous end joining. The coding region runs from base 1 to 1932 and encodes 643 amino acids.